Messenger RNA from Durio zibethinus, 2709 nucleotides. RefSeq lists its product as uncharacterized. Gene Ontology annotation, molecular function: protein binding. The record is from RefSeq and is a predicted model, not a curated record. NCBI's taxonomy places the organism in Eukaryota, Viridiplantae, Streptophyta, Magnoliopsida, Malvales, Malvaceae.
UUAAAAAAGAAAAGGAAAAGAACCGAACGAACCCUACCAAAAACCCCCUAUUUCUCUCCCUCGUCAGCAGUCCCUCCACAAAACUCCUCAAAUCUAAGCUUUGCUUACGCCCAUCUUUCACGGCUAGUUUCUUGUUCUUUCUCUCCCGUUCUUUCUUUCCCGAGAACCAAACAGACUGGCUCCACUCUCUUGAUUUCCAUCCUUCAUUUCUCUUCUAAGUUUUUAUCUCCAAGGUAUUUGCAGUUAUAAUUAUUUGUUUCUUUGUUCAUUUUAAGUUUCUGAGGAAUUUAGGAUUAGUGUUUUGGCUCCUAUUGUUUAAUAAACAUGAACUUGAAGCAUUUAAUUUCUAGGAAAACAAUCAGUAGUUUAUCAAAAAUCAAUGGAAAAUCAGUUUCUAAUAAUUCCAAAUAUUUUUCAACCAUUUCGGCCGCAAUAUCUCCUUCCCAUCAUCCAUUAAGUAAUUUUCAAAGCUCUGCUUAUCUUCACAACCCUAAAAUCCCUAAACCCAUUUUCCCUUUUAUUAGAUAUGUUCACUCAACCCUAGAAACUAAGCUAAGUUAUGCUAGUGUUGAAGCAAAACUUGCGUCUGAUUCUGAGGAAGAGGAGGAUGGAACAGUGAAUGAGUUCUUAUCGCGAUUCUUUUGGAUAAUGAGGGGCAAGUUAUCCGAAGUAUACACGGAUUGUGAUAAGGAGAUAAUUGAUGGGAUGCUUUUGAUUAUUGUUGAGAAGGUUUUGGAAGAGAUGGAGAAGGGUGGUAUUAAGCAGACGCUUGGUUCCACAGUGGCAAUGCCAUCACAGGAUUUUAGUGAAGAUUUGUGGAGGACGGUAUGGGAGGUGAGUAAUAUGGUGUUGGAGGAUAUGGAGAAGGCAAGGAAAAAGGAAAAAAUGAAGCAGUUUUUGCAAUCCGAAGAAGUGAAAGAAAUGUGUCGGUUUGCUGGUGAAGCUGGGAUUCGUGGGGAUUUGUUGAGGGAGCUCCGGUUCAAAUGGGCUAAAGAGAAGAUGGAGGAGAAUGACUUUUAUAGGAGCUUGGAUCGUCUGAGGGAUGAAAAGCCAGCAAAGGAUGGAAAGAUCUUCAAUGAACAGGCUGUUGUAGCAGAGGAUAAGCCUAGCGUUGCAUCUCUUCCAAAAAGAAAGGGAAAGCUAAAGUAUAAGAUCUAUGGACUGGAUUUAUCAGAUCCCAAGUGGGCUGAAGUGGCUGAUAAAAUCCAAGAGAGAGAGGAAAUUCAGGAGCCAAAGCCAAUAUCUGGGAAGUGCAAAUUGGUCAUGGAGAAAAUUCUUUCACUAAAAAAGGAGGAUGAUCCCUCACAGAUUUUGGCUGAAUGGAUAGAGCUUUUGCAACCUAGUCGUGUUGACUGGAUCACUUUGCUUGAGAGAUUGGGACAACAGAAUCCUGACAUACACUUAAAGGUAGCAGAACUUGUCUUGGGUGAAGAAUCUUUCCAAACAAACGUUCCUGACUAUACAAAACUGAUUGAUGCCUAUGCUCAAGAGAAUCGCCUAGAAGAUGCAGAGAGAAUCCUUAAGAAGAUGGUUGAAAAUGGUAAAAUGCCUGAUAUUUUAACUGCCACGGUUCUGGUUCACAUGUAUAGCAAGGCGGAUAAUGUUGCCCGUGCUAAAGAAGCAUUUGAAAGCUUGAGGAACUAUGGCUUCCAACCAGACAUGAAGGUCUACAACUCAAUGAUAAUGGCCUACAUUAAUGCUGGCGAACCUAGGUCUGCUGAGUCAUUGAUGAGAGAGAUGGAAACAAGAGACAUCAAACCUUCAGAGGAGAUUUACAUGGCAUUGCUUCGGUCUUAUUCUCAUAGUGGUGAUGUUGUGGGAGCUGGACGAAUUGCAACCACCAUGCAGUUUGCAGGAUUCCAACCGACUAUGGAAUCUUGUUCAUUGCUUGUGGAGGCAUAUGGCCAAGCUGGUGAUCCUGAUCAAGCUAGGAGCAACUUUGACAACAUGAUAAAACUUGGGCACAGACCUGAUGACAAGUGCACUGCUAGCUUGAUUGCAGCUUAUGAGAAGAAAAAUUUGUUGGAUAAGGCCUUAAACCUUCUAAUGCAGCUGGAGAAGGAUGGUUUUGAACCUGGAACUGCCACGUAUACUGUUCUUGUGGAUUGGUUGGGUAAAUUGCAGCUGGUUGAAGAGGCUGAGCAGCUAUUGGGCAAGAUUGCUGAACUGGGUGAAGUUCCUCCUUUAAAGGUUCAUGUAAGCCUCUGUGAUAUGUACUCGAGGGCUGGAUUUGAGAAAAAAGCUCUUCAGGCUCUUGGAGUUUUGGAAGCUAAGAAGGAGGAAUUGGGUCCCAAAGAGUUUGAGAGAACUAUCAAUGCACUUAUAGCUGGUGGUUUUGUGCAGGAUGCUCGAAGGAUACAUGGGCUGAUGGAGGCCAAGGGCUUUAUUGCAUCAGAGCAAUUAAAGGUCGCCCUAAUGGCAUCUCAGGCUUUCAGCCAGAGAAGACCCACAAAGAGAUAGCCUGGUCAUUAGAAGUGAUGAUUCUGAAACCUUUGCGUGCAACAAAGGUUAGAUAGUUAAAUUUAGAAUCUUAGCACACUCACUGAGUGGCCUGUGGGAUGUAAUUUGUUUAAACAGGUGAGACAAGCUUUAAUGUUUUCUUGAAUCACAGUACUUCGUAAUAAUUUUGGGAAAGAUGUAGGUUGGUUUCUCCCUUGAUGCAAUUUGUUGGUUUCGGCAUUUUUAAUGUAUCUAGAUUGCAGAUUUUGU